AUGUUUAACUUCCGAUCGUUUGUGAUUUUGUGCUUUGUUGGGAUUCAAACGCAAUUUGCUUCCCAAGAUACGCCGUCACCACCACCACCACCACCAUCAUGUGAAGCAGUGGCAUGUGAAGGCUCCGAUAAAUUUUGUGAAUACAAAAUCGAUCCAAAAACGUGCGAAUGCAAGCCUUUUGUAUGCUGUUCUCCACCUUUCUGUCCCAAUGGGUAUGAAGUUUGCGAUUCUUGUACAAAUUGCAAGUGCAAAGAAGGAUGCCCUGAAGAGCCAUGCGACCAACCGAGUGACAUCUUCUGUUCAGCAACUCGUGACCCAACAACUUGUGAAUGUUUAACUUUGUGUUGUUCAGUAUUUUGUCCAAAUGGAAUUGACUGGGACAAUUGUCAUUCAUGCUCAGAUUGUGCUUGCUUACCAGAAAAAUGUCCCCGAGGCUGA
Molecule: messenger RNA, 438 nt
Organism: Clunio marinus
Lineage: Eukaryota; Metazoa; Arthropoda; Insecta; Diptera; Chironomidae
Source: the annotation of a GenBank genome assembly